UACAACAAUUUAUUCAUAAUAUAGAUAAAAAAAGAAUUAGCGUAACCAAGAAAACUGAAUACGACUAAGUGAGAUCUAACUGUAUCUCGUUUAUUGUAUAAAUGAACACAUAGUAACGAUGGGGGUUGCAGGAGCGGGGGGUACGAAUUGGCCCUCUGGACAACAGUUCUAGUUAUAUAAUUAUAUUCCUUGACUUUUCAUUUACCUAAUUGAUUGUUUUUCUUCUUUCAACAGUUUUCUCUUCACCUUCUGGCGUCAAAUAUCUAAUAACACGUGGAACAGAUCUACAAAUGGCAACAGCAUUACACUUUGCUCACAAAGAACCACCAACUCAGAGUGUCGACGAAAUGUCAAUCCAUGAAUCUCUACAAAAACUCUCAGGAUCUUAUGUCAAAGUGACAGCCAAAAUUGUUCACAUUGAACAAGAGACUCAGAAUAUUACCACCAGAGCUGGAAAACAACUUGUCUUAAGAAAUGCCACACUAGCGGAUGAAACAAACCAAUGCCGCCUAUCCUUGUGGGCCUCCCAUAUUGAUGCGGUCACCCUUAACACCUCCUACAACUUUACAAACUUAGUCGUCAAGGACUUUGAUGAAACCAAAUUUCUUUCGACAUCACCAACCUCCACAUUCCAACAAACGGACGACUUGGAAAAUGUUAACUUUGAGUUAAUUGAGCACAAGUUUGAUGGCGAACCAUCCAUGGUGGCAAUAACAUCGCAUUAUGCAUGUAGGAACUGUAACAUGAAGCUAGAUAUAGAAGUCAACAUGCCAACCUUGCCACCCACACAUAAAUGCCACAGCUGCUCUUUCAGACAACGUAUGAACGCUUCAGCUAAACAAACUUUCUUGAAAAUAAAAUUUGAAAACAAUCCAACAUACACUGUAAAUUCUGCAGUGACCCACAAGUUCAUCAGUGAGAACCCAGAAACACAAAACAUGUCUGAUGAUCUGGAAGAAUUCCUAUUUACUAAAACUGUCACUGUUAUCCUGAAUAACAAGGACAACACAGCUGUGAAAGAACUCAAAUUAGCAUAG
Molecule: messenger RNA, 1037 nt
Organism: Pecten maximus
Lineage: Eukaryota; Metazoa; Mollusca; Bivalvia; Pectinida; Pectinidae
Exons: 2
Coding region: 291-1037 (248 amino acids)
Source: RefSeq, a predicted model, not a curated record